Molecule: messenger RNA, 3663 nt
Organism: [Torrubiella] hemipterigena
Lineage: Eukaryota; Fungi; Ascomycota; Sordariomycetes; Hypocreales; Clavicipitaceae
Source: the annotation of a GenBank genome assembly
UAUAUCGCAACUCCAUCUGCGCACGCAUCGCCGCAUAUAAAUACACAUCGCAAAAUGCCACCACCGCUGCCCUGCCGCGCAUGUCGCGCGCUCAUCCACCACGCCGCAGCUCCCAUGCGUCGCCGCUUCUACUCAUCCUCCCCUCUUUCCCCGCCAGACAUCCAAGGCCUUCAAUCCCUCCCUGCCAAAGUCAUCCCUGAAUACCUAACACCGUCUCCCUCCCAUCUUCUCACCACUACCAUCAACGACCUCCUUCUGCCGUCCGUCACCGCGGCACCUUCGUCACCCAUCAUUCAGACGCCCGCGCCGCCGCUCCCACAGGGCCACCACCUCGUCUACUUCCCGCUGCAGACGCCGCCUUCCCAAUUAGCCCCUGACGGCGCCGACCUGGACCAUUCGCCGGGCGCGGCGUACCCGCGGCGUCUCUGGGCCGGUGGCGAGAUUACGUUUCGUAAAGGGUGGCAGGAGCGUAUGCGGCUGGACGGGCGGCCUGCAUCGUGUAAAGAAACCAUUGGGGAUGUCAAGACGCGCGGGGAUAAGGUCUUUGUGGAUGUGCACAGGGCGUAUGGCGCCGGACAUGACAAGAAUGACGGCCAGUGGGCGUGGGAUAUACAGGAGAAGCGAACGCUAGUGUUUAUGCCGAAUGAUGGCGAGACUGGACAAGCUGCGCCGCGCUUCGUCAAGUAUCCUCACGCGGCAGAUGCAGUGGCGCGGCUGACGCCGUCGACGAAGCAUCUGUUUACGUUUUCAGCGCUGUCGUUUAACGCGCACGCGAUCCAUAUCGACCCAGAGUUUGCUAGGGCCGAGGCCCAUAGGGGAUUACUUGUGCAUGGGCCGCUGUCGCUGGCGCUGAUGCUGCGCGUGGUGAACCAGCAUGUGGGAAGCGAUGUCGAGGCGCUGACGUAUCGCAACCAUGCGCCGCUCUAUGUGAAUGAAGAGAUGUCUGUGUGUGUGCGAGAUAAACGUGAUGGGAGCUACGAUGUCUGGAUACAGGGCCCUGAGGGCGGGUUGGCAAUUAAGGGAAACGCGAGGAUGGAGAAUAAGUAGAAGUGGUCAAAAACUACUAAUUGAUGUAUAUUUGCUCUAUUGAUUUUGAAAUUCUCAGUGCCAUGAUGUUUGAAAAGCCCCCUAUUAGUUUUAUAUAUGCGUAAAGUACAGAAAAAAAAGAGAUUGAAAAAGAGAGACUAGAGAAUCGUUACAAAAAAAGGGAGAAGAAGAAGCCUAGUCGGCCCAUUCAAAGACUUCGGCUACGGCAAGGGUGUUGCUUCGGAUGCCAGUAAGCGUGAAGAGAAUGACAGACAGGUCGACAAUGAUGAGCAUCACCGCGGCAACCAUGAAGCGCGGGUUGAAGAUGCGGUAGAGCAUGAGGUGUCUGCGCAGGUGGCCUGCCCAGGCCAUGGUAGCCAGGGCCUCGACGGCAUAAAACGCAACAAAGACGGCGGCGCUGCGGACACAGGCUUCCAGCACACCCUUUUGCUUCGGACCGACCUUCCACAUGGUGAGUAGGGGUACGCUGGCAGCAGCAAUGAUGGGUCCAGCGCAGGUGUUUAGCGUGAGGACAAUCGGGGACCAAGGGUACCGGAUGCCAACGAGCGGGAUGAAGGCGGCGUCCCAUUGGAUACUGGCCAGGACGGCCUGGUGGCCCGUCUUGAAGAAGUAAAAGUUACCCAGAACAGCAAGCAUAAUGGGACCAAUGGUCUCCGUUUUGAGCCCGUUGAGGUCGAGCAGCUCGACGAGCGAGAGGAUCUGCCACAUCAUCAGGGCGAGUGCGCCAAAGCCCAUGGGCUUUGUGAGCACCAGACACGCCAGUAGUACAUUGAGCGGCAAGAAGAUGUAACGGCCACCCAGUGCGUUGGCGUAGCCCAUAAUGGCAAUCUGCGGCUGUCCAGACGGGCCCUUGGACGAGACGAUAGACACGCUUGGCGGCGCCCAGAUGAAGGCGGUGGUGCCUGCGACAAAGGCAAUGGCUAGGACAAUCUGUGCAACGUAGACACUCACGGUCUUGACAGUUCCAGCGGGAAGCGCGUUGGCAAACCAUCCGCCGUUGUCCGCGGCAUCAAUGACCCAGUACAGCGCGGCGAGCAAGACGCCGGAGCGAAAAAUGGCGCCGAUCCAGGCCGGUGCUAGGCCGUCGUAGGACUUUGUUGGUGUCAGGAAUGAUUUGAUGACUGAGGGCAGAGUAGCAAAGACAAGCAGCGGGAUGGCGAGUUGCCAGGUUGCAGACGUGGACGAUGUUGCAGAGGCAUAGUACGUCGAUGUGCAGAAUGGCAUCUGCUCCUCGCGGCACAGCUUGGAGAAGCUGGCCAGGCGGCCGAGCAGGGCAAACGCGACGGAGUGGUAGAUGGCCAUGGUGCGGUCGACGCGGGACUCGAUGCGCAGCGACGCUAUGCCCAUGCACACGGCAAACGUGGUGAUGAAGAAGAGCAGGAUCGAGUCUUCCCAGAUGGUGUACGAGUUGGACGCAAAGCCCACCGACUGGCUGACUGUGAAGAAGACACCGAGCCAGCCCCAAAACGUCGUUGGCAGCAGAUUGGCAAGCGUCUUACCCGCCUUAUGGAGAGUAGUGGCGGCGCUGGCCAUCAUGAUGCUGAGGAUGACUGUCGCCGCACUGUCGAGUGGCUGCUGGCGAUAGAGAGCAAUGGAAAUGGUUCCAAUGGCCACAAGAAGCACACGUGGAUCCCAGGCCCAGCGAACGAGGUCACGGUGCGUGUUGGCUUCAGGGUGCUGAGCAUCGCUGUCCUUUUCGCCCAGCAUCUCGAGCUUCUGUUCGGCGUAGUCGAGCUCAGCAUUGUUGGUCACAACGUACUCGUCAUCAGCUGUGCGCGAGGCAUACAGCAUCAGAACAACUACACCUAGCGCAGUGACAACCACACCCUUAAUCAUGCGUGGCACGUCGAAUCGCGCCCACAGACCCUUGCAAAUGUCGAGCACGUCGUCCUGGAACUUGUUAAAUGCUUCGUAGGCCUGCUGACCUGCACUGCCACCGAGAGCAGCUACAAAGGCGCUUCUGGCUUGCUGAGCCGGGCUCUCUGCAAUGCCUCGCACCUUAAAGUAGAGGUCCUGGUAGCGGUCGAUACCGGCCGCCGCCAUCUUGGAAACCGCCGCCAGAGAGGCCCAAUCGUUGCCCUUGACGCCAGCAAACGCCUCCUCAAUGGGCUUGCCCAAGUUAUUGAACGGAAUGGGGAUACCAAGCAGCAGCGCAAGCGUAGGGACAAAGUCAAUCUGGCCAACAGGACGAAUCUUUGCAUUGGCAGGGGGGAUGCUGAACUCGGGCUUGGUGCGUCCAAAGGCGGGCUUCUUGGAGUACAUCCACAGCGCAGCCUCGACUUCGUCGUCGCUCUCACCACCGUGAUCUCCCUUACCAUCCAUGCCGUGAUCACCCAUGACAAUCAGCACCGUGGUGUCGUCAAUAGACGCGGCUACCUUGCGCACAAACUCGUCCAUUUGCUGCAACUUGGCCGUCAUGGCAGGAUGCUCUGGACCGUACCUGUGGCCGGCAUGGUCGACACCCAAGCAGUGUCCAAUAAGCAGAUCCCACUCGUUGGAGCGCUUGUGGUCAAGCAAGGGGAAGAUGUUAUCAAUUACGCCAUUGUCCACGGUGUGCAGGUCCCAGACCCUAAAGCUUUCGUAGGCCUUGCUGAUAUUCGCCUCAAAGUAGCCCGG